AUGUCGACAGCAGACAUUAAUUCAGAUCCAGAAACAAUUCAGGGCACAAUUUUGUACUUCACAAUCUGUCAAAGUUACCCUUUUGAAAUGGAUGACGGAGAGGUCUUAUUAUCACAACAGUUCUUCGAGUUUCAGGUCCCACAGGCCAAAGUUUCUUGCCCAAAACAAUCGGUUACCGUUCCUCUUGAUAUGUUUGAAACUCCAAAUCAAUGUUUUGCAUGGUCGAUGAGACUUCUCAGCUACAUAACAAGACAAAUAAUGAACACAUUGGUAGGUGUAGCAGUGGUUUUACUUGUAGCAUUGGUUGAUAUACUGUUAUUUACAUUGGUUUAUUUGUUUUAUGACCAAAACUCACGAAAAACGAACAGUGAAAUAUUCGCAUAUUCCUUUGGUACAUCACUAUUUGAUGUAGUAAUACUUUCUGGAGUAAGAUUUUGUGUCUUAGUUGGAGCUUCAAUAGGAGUGUUGUGUAAUAAUGUAGUUGCAAUUCAAAGAAUUCAGAGAACAUCUAAACUUAUGGUUUACUUUGGUUGUGGUAUCUCAGUCUAUGGUAUCCUAAAGAUUUUGUAUUUUACGGAAGAUAAAAAGGAUAUGGGAGUCAAAGAUUGGAUCUUGCUGAGCAGUACAUUAGCUUCAUGUCUUUUCAUGUACCCCUGCUGGAUAUUGCUUUCAAAAUGUAAGUGCACAAGAGCUACCCUUUCCAUAAAUGAUGAAUAUCUUAUUGACAAUAGUAGUGACCACAGCAGUGAAGCAAGUGAUGGAAUUCCAGAGGAAGACAAUCUAAACAAAUUUGAUAGGGAAGAAGCUAAAAAGUUUACAACUGGAAGAACUGUCAUUAAGUUACUUAAAAUGACUAAAAACGAUAUUUUUUACAUACUAUUGGCAUUUGCAUUUCUUGUAGCUUGUUCUGUUGCUCAAAUAUUUCUUCCUUUUUAUACUGGUGAAGUUAUAAAUUACAUUGUCAUUGAUAAGUCUGUUGAGAAGUUCAAAACAGCUAUGUUGUAUAUGGCAUUGAUUACUUUCUUUGCUGGGUUUGCAUCAGGAAUGCGCGCUGGCUUGUUUACUUAUGUAUUUGCUAGAUACAUAUUACGCCUGCAAAAUUUGUUGUUUACAAAAAUAAUGGAGAUGGAGAUUGGUUUUUUUGACAUUCGUAAAACUGGAGAAAUAACUUCUCGAUUGACUUCAGAUUGCACUAAGAUUGGAGAUGGUGUUGGUCUGAAUGUGAAUGUCUUUUUAAGAAAUGUGGUUAAAAUUAUUGGUAUUCUAUUCUUUAUGAUCAAAAUAUCUUGGAAACUCAGCAUUGUUACGCUUAUUAGUAUACCAAUCAUAGCUAUAAUAUCCGAAGCAUUUGGUGAAAAGUAUCGAAAACUGUCUGAAAAAGUGCAAAACUCCUUAGCUCAUGCAAAUGAGAGUGCAGAAGAAGCCAUAUCGUCUAUGAGAACUGUCAGAAGUUUUGCAGCUGAAAAAGAUGAAACCCAACGUUAUUCCGAAAGAUUGGACGUAACUUAUAGCCUGCGCAAAAAGGAAAGUAUGAUUGUUUGUGGUUAUCGUUGGUCAACUGAGCUUACAGAUUUAGCAAUGACUUUACUUAUUCUCUACUAUGGUGGACAUCUUGUGAUGAAAAACGAUAUAUCUGGAGGACAUUUGGUAUCUUUUAUUCUUUACAGUAUUGAGCUGGGAUUUGCGUUUGAAGAGAUUGGUGAUGUGUAUACUGGGUUAAUGGAGGCUGUUGGUGCCUCAAAAAAUGUGUUGGUUUAUAUUGAAAGGAAACCCAUUGUGGUAAAUAAGGGCGAGCUUUGUCCUGAAUCUGGAAUUGAAGGAGAAAUACGAUUUGAAAAUGUCACAUUUGCAUAUCCAUCUAGAAGUGAUACACCUGUGUUAAACAAUCUAAGUUUUACAGCUAAGAAAGGUGAAAUCGUUGCAUUAGUUGGACCUAGUGGCGGUGGCAAAACAUCAGUGGUAAACCUUUUAGAGCACUUCUAUGAACCAACACAUGGAAAAGUAUUAAUUGAUGGAAAAAGUAUUGAAGAAUACGAGCAUGCAUUUAUUCAUAAGCAAAUCAGUUUAGUGCAACAAGAACCAGUUUUAUUUGCUAGAACGAUCACCGAAAACAUUGCAUAUGGCCUAAAAAUUGGAUCCAACCUCGAAACUAUUAAAAAUUCUGCAAUUAUGGCUAAUGCACAUAAUUUCAUUCAGGAAAUGCCCAAAUCUUAUGACACUGAAACAGGCGAAAAAGGAUUACAAUUAUCUGGUGGACAGAAGCAAAGAAUCGCUAUUGCAAGAGCUCUAAUUAGAAAGCCUUCUAUUUUAAUUCUAGAUGAAGCCACCAGUGCUUUAGAUGCGGAAUCGGAAUAUAUUGUACAACAAGCAAUCAAUAGAAAUCUAUCUGGAAGAACUGUUAUUGUUAUUGCUCAUCGCUUAAGUACCAUUGAGAAAGCUGAUAAGAUUCUUGUUAUCAGUAAAGGAGAGGUAGUCGAAGAAGGAAACCAUGAGUAUUUGAUCAAUCAAGAAGGUGUCUAUGCAAGUUUGGUGAGCAAACAGUUACUUGGUAUGGAUCAGGAAAAAGACAACGAAGACAACGCUCCUAAAAUACCUUGUUCGGAAGAAUCAAAUUGUCCUGAAAGUGCUAGUAGUCAUCCAAAAUCUAGUUAUUCGAAGACAAACAUUAAAAUUUGAAUAUCAGCAUUUAUAUAUUUCAGUUAAAAUAAUUCAUGGCUAAUAUUUAUUUAUUUUUGCUAGGCAAUAGGUUAAAUACACAGAUACAUAUCUUGAAAACUACUUUUAGAGUAUUCUCUGGUCUCCAAUAGCGUCUGGUGAAACCUUAUAGGGGACACCUCUCUAAAACUGAGACUAUGUAUGUAGCGGGCAUUUUAGUAGUUGUUUAAAAUUUUGGCGAUUUUUGCGAUGAUUGUUUAAAUUUGGCAUUGUUUUUUAAAAAAGGUGUAUGUAACUAAUUCUUUAGAUACACCUUAGAAACUAAUCACUUAAAACCAACGCUGAGACUUAAAAAAAAUUGUACUAUGUACCGCGGCUAAAGCAUUGCAUGGAUAAAAUUUCUCGUUUUUUUCGAAUUUUGACGCAAAAUUUAUGAAAAUUGACUUGACCGCCAAAAUUUAACUUUUAUAUUAGUUUCUUAAACGCCAAAUAAAUAUCAGUUGGCAUUGUUGUUUCACAGUUGACGUCCAAAAUAACUAAAAUUUUGGUAACAGAAAUUGGGGCGUAAUAAUUUCAGGUUUGUUAUGUUUACAAAUUCAACUACAACUUUCUAUUCCGUGUACAUUCUACUUUGUUUUGUUUAUAUAAAAGCAUGACUCCUAUAAGCAUAGUCUUAAAUUUGGUCAUUGUUAAGCAUGUGCUAAGCAUUAUGUGAAGCCUAAAAAGAUGUUAUGAAGAGUCUUUGUGUUUUUUGCUUCGUUAGCAGUUUUUCUUUUUAUUCUUUAUGUCUGAAUUACCACCAAAUAGUGAGUUUUAAGUUGUAAUUACUGAUGUUUAAAAUUCAAAUACAAUAUUUUUUCUUAAAUAAGCACAUUUUGAGCCUGGUUAUGUGUUUUUUAUAAGCAUAUUCCAAUAAAUAUUUUUACCAUUAAGCAUAACUUUCCAUAAGCUUCCUUAAGCCUCAUUUUAGAGUUUCAAUUGCUUAUAAAAAACAUGUAUUCCAGACUAAAAAACUUAAUAAUAUUGAACCUAUUUGGUUGUUGUCUGUGUGCACAUAUUUGAAGAUUAAAAAAAAAGUGUUUGGUUGGAGGUAUAAAAUUUUGAUCCUGAAAAGCUUGUGCGGAAUAUGAUAUCCGUUUCCUAUAAAAUUGAACUUUUGUUAACAUGACAAAUCAAGUAACAGCACGUUAUCAAUUGCACUAUUUAUUUAUUUAUAUAUUUUAAAUUUACAUGUAUGUAUUCUUGUGGUUUUAGAAACAGUAGUGUGUGUUAUAUCCUAGUUUCAAUCAUGGAGAAAAUCAAUGAAACGCUUGCCGAACUAACCUAUCCCA
This is a messenger RNA of Hydractinia symbiolongicarpus, 3986 nucleotides long. RefSeq names its product ABC-type oligopeptide transporter ABCB9-like. Gene Ontology annotation, molecular function: ATP binding; ATP hydrolysis activity; ABC-type oligopeptide transporter activity. The coding region runs from base 1 to 2676 and encodes 891 amino acids. The record is from RefSeq and is a predicted model, not a curated record. Lineage: Eukaryota; Metazoa; Cnidaria; Hydrozoa; Anthoathecata; Hydractiniidae. Gene Ontology annotation, cellular component: membrane. The transcript has 3 exons. Gene Ontology annotation, biological process: transmembrane transport.